Messenger RNA from Cataglyphis hispanica, 3010 nucleotides. RefSeq lists its product as uncharacterized. The record is from RefSeq and is a predicted model, not a curated record. NCBI's taxonomy places the organism in Eukaryota, Metazoa, Arthropoda, Insecta, Hymenoptera, Formicidae. The transcript is spliced from 5 exons. Bases 877 to 2796 code for a protein of 639 amino acids.
AACCGCGCAUAAAUGACUGCAUUCUCGAUGUGAGUCCGGUAUGAGGAUAAGGAGAGAAACGAUGCGAGAGCGACCGCUCAAAUCGAUUCCUAGCAUUCGCGAGCAAAAAUACAUUAUAUGAAAAAUUCGAUUUUUCUGUUAUAUUUCUUUUUUACAUUGUGUAGAUGCAUGUACGCGAUGUAUUAUUAGCUCGCGCGAAAGCAUGAUUCUCGGUCUUUCUAAGCUAUUCUUGAUAUUAUUGUCAAUAUUGUAUUUGUACAAUUGUAAUUUUCUCAUUAUUAAUAGUAUGCAGCGCUUUUGAGUAUAGAUGCGUGAUUUAACACGUAAGAAGAUCUGUUUCUUGACAAUAAAUAUUCUAUAUCGAUGCGUAAAUCUAAUUGCGCGUGUAUGUGUAUUGGAUAAAUUAGAUAAAUAUCAUCUUUACAUACACACAUCACAUACACAUACCUAUCCACAUUAAUGCAUGCACGCUCGCACGCACGUUUCGUUUCUAGUUUCUUAUUUAGUUAUUCGUUUUGUGUCACGUAAUGAUAAUUGUUAUUUAUAUAAAGCAAAUUUAUUCCUCGUGUGGCAUUCCCUAUUUUUUCCAAUUCUACCGGCGGCCUUUUGAAGGCAAUUGCUUGGUUGACGAGGUAGGAGGCCGGUUUUAGUCUUCGAUGAUACAUUCGCUGGUUCGGAGUAUAAAUGAAGGACAAUGACCUAAUUGCGUACAGAACGCGUCGGACUUCUUUGUGCGGUCAAUCACCGGACGCGUAUAAUUUAUAUUUGAUUAUUUAUAAGCGUACGAUCUAAACUAACUUUCUGAUUUACUUUUCUAAUAUAAUAACGGAAACGGUGCGAUUUUGCAUGUUGCAGUCUACAAAAGCAUAAAUUAUUAUGAAGACAGCCAGUUGGAUUUGCUGGCUUCUCGCCACGUGCGUCUGCAUUUCUGAGGCGAAAAAUAAGAUUAGGAGACCGUCAUCUCCACCAUACGCGCCUACACUGAUAUUGAAAAAACCUCGGCCCAUCAGUCACCGAAUAUCCAUGGGAAAUAUCAUCCAUACUGGCGCUCCUUCUCGACAGAGAACACCUUACAAACACACUAAUUAUAGAAUUCAUCGGCCUACGAUGUACAAUGUUUUGUCAAAUAAUUGGCAUAAUCAAAUUCCAAUACGAGCAUUCCCCUUGAACAAUCAUGCAGUUUUGCCACAACGUGGUACUCCUACCAAGGAUUUUUAUUCUAUAAACAAGAUACAGGAAUAUAGUUCGCAAUACAAGCCAGAAUUAACAGUCUUGGCUCCUAUUCAUCGAGAAGAUAUUGAUGAUGACAGAGGGCCUAUCCACACGAUUCCAGCACCAAAUUUGAGUCCAGCGGAUAAACCUCACAAUUCGCCGAUCGAUUCGGAAAAGAUUGCACAUUAUCGUCCAUAUAUGAAUGAUCUAAAUUACCAUACCACUGUGCAAAAUCCUAUGACAGCCACUUUUGGAUUAACCGCAAUUAAUAGUAGUCUACCGCUACAAAGAAUAGCAACAAAUUCGAGUCCACUGAAACAUCAAUACCAAGUUACAGAAAACGACGUAGCUUUAAACGAACAUCAAACUAUCCAACCUGAAGCAACUCAUCAGCCUCAGGAUCCAGAUAUAACGAGGCUAUAUUCGCUUAUAAUUAAUAAUCCUCAUCAAUCAUCACAAUUCAACGAGCUUUUCGCAAAUCAAGCUAUUAAUUCAAAUGCAGGAUCAAAUGUACAAUUUGGUCAAUCAAAUAUGCCAAUUCAAACAAAUCUUCAUAAUUCCUUACAUGUCGGAUAUCCUUCUACAGACAAUCAGACACCAUACACUAUAACACAGCAGAUUCCACCAGAUUUUCAUGUAGGUCAUCCAGUUUCAGCAGGAUCACCAUUGUCAGCUAUGCAACUUUACGACUUAUUAAAUAAUUUUCCACAUAAACUUGCGGAGCAAUAUACAUCAGAUCAGCGACACAUUCUUCAGCAGCAGCUUGGCCAAAUAUUUCAACCAGAUUUGGCAACAAGUUUUUCCCAACCACAAAUGCAUUCUUUCAAUUAUGACGAACAGGCUAAUCAAUUACAACAACAGCAAAUUUUACCCGAUCAAGAUUAUGCCUCCGAAAGUGUCACAGCAGAUUAUAAUCUGGGUUCGGAAUCUUCGAUAGAUUCACGUAAACAGAGUGAUGUGUAUGUUAACGAAAAAUUUACAUAUUCUAUAAAUGGAAUCGAGCAAUCCGGAAACAAUAUUGAUAAUGAAGAAGCGACUUAUCAAGUAAAACCGACAACGUAUUUCGAUAAAAUGGCCGACACUAGUGCCAUAUCGACAAAAUUUUAUACAACACUUCCUAAUAGAGAAGCUGCUGAAAAAUUAGCCGCGCUAGCUGCUGCCGGUCAUGUCAACAGUCGUCUUAUAGGCCAGUUGCAAAAACAACAAAAAAAAGAUACGCAGAAAAACUCAAUGCCGCUUAAUCAUAAGGAUGAUGAUCUUGCAAAUCAACAGCAGAUCAAUGAUGAUGAACAGAUGUAUAAUCAACAAAAAUCGUAUCAUGAAAGUCAGCAGCAUCGCCAUAGGCAAAAUUUUAAGGUACAGAACAAUGAAAAGUUACCUCUACAGAUUAUGAUACCCGAUGACAAUGACGAUUAUGUUACGAGUGACGACGAUCAGCAAAGUAAUAUAAAAAGAGACAACACAAAUUUAGAAUACGAAUAUGAUGAUGGGGAAAUUGAAGAUUCGCAAUCUACUACUUUGUUCAAAACGACUUCUCAUGAUAAUAAUUCCCAUGCUGAGUUUGGCACCCGUUUGCAUUCUUAGAAAAGUCGUUACUUUCCUAAGAUAUUCACGUAUACCAAGUAUUUUAUUUAAAGUCAUAUCUACAUGCUCAUAAGAUGCAUGUUAACACAUAUUUAUAUCUCGUCCAUGAUAAAAUGAACAAAAAUCUUUAUAAACUUGUAGAAUUUUCAUUGAUCUUGUUUCACACGUCAUCGAUCGGUAAACAUUUGUAUAUACAUACUUAUUUAGAUAAAUA